Molecule: messenger RNA, 1804 nt
Organism: Loa loa (African eye worm)
Lineage: Eukaryota; Metazoa; Nematoda; Chromadorea; Rhabditida; Onchocercidae
Exons: 9
Coding region: 15-1496 (493 amino acids)
Biological process (GO): proteasome assembly
Cellular component (GO): cytosol
Source: RefSeq, a predicted model, not a curated record
AAAUUACAGGCAAGAUGCGAGAUAACAACGCGGAAACCACUGAGGAGUCAUCGACAAGUGAUACAACGUAUGACGUUGACACAUUUUACGAGAUGAAACAGCGUUUGGUAACAGAACGUACAGAAAUGAAAGCUAUCGAAAUGCUCCAAAAGUUGCUUUCUCAUAAUAUGGAGCGUAUUGACUGGGAUGCAUUUCCGGACUUGAAGGACUUGAUCAUUUGUAUUCUUGAUACUGUUGGCAUAGUUUCUAUAACUGAGAAACACCAAAUCCUGGUUUUGAAUGGAAUAAACAAUAGCCAUCCAAGGGUUGUUGACGUGCUUGUCGAUUAUUACAUACGACAUAUAGAUGAAGUCUAUGAAAUACUUUCCAAUUCACACAUAGCUGUAACAAUCGCAUUUGCACGAAGAGUUUGUGAUUUCGAUUGUGCUGGAUCGAUAGCUGUUCUGUUGACACGCUUCGCUCCACUGAAACUGGUGCAAGAUGAGCUAUUGAAUCAACUAAAUUCAAAGCGUGCUGAAGUUCGGUUUCGAGUACAUCAGGUAACAACUUUGGUGAUGAAGGCAGGAAAUGAUUUGCCUAAAAUCGGAGAUUUGAUCACUCGAUUAGCGGAAGAGCUUGGAUCUACUGAUAUUUUAAUCCAAAUCAAUGCUGUGGAAAUGUUUGCUGAUGGUGCUUCUCAGAAAACAUCAACUGCAAAAUAUUUAUUAUCGACAGGAAUUGUUGAUCAGCUCAACAGAUUGUUUGUUCAAUGCAUGGAGCAGCCAGAUGCAGGUUUUCUCUAUCCUGCUCUUAUCAAGUUUUUUGGGCAUCUUUCUGUGGCAAAUGUGGAAUGUUUGUCUCGAUUUCCAAAAUUUCUGGAUUCAUUGUUUGAUUUGAUUUAUCACUUUGAUCGAUUGGACGCAUCUUUACGUCUUCUUGCCUUUGAUACACUUGGGGCUGUGGGGUCAACCGAUCGUGCUAAAAAAUUUUUGGAUGGACAAUACAAUAAUUGUCCACAGUGCGACAUGAGGAGAGCAAUGAAUGCAUUUGGUGUGGCUAUUGCAAGUGGGCCACUCGAUUUGCGAGUACGCCAUAUCAGUGCUUUAUCAAUGAUGUUAGAAGUCAAAGAUGAAGUUGAGGAUGCAGAUGCAGAUGCAGUUGCGCAGAAGUGGUUUAACUGGCUCGGUGAGACGUUUCCAUCAGUUGUAAUUUCUUAUCUGAGCAAACCAUUUGAUGAUGUUCGAAUAUCAUCGCUACGAUUACUUUUGGCACUUUUCGAUCAUAAAUGGUCAAUUCGCACAUUCUACUUCGCUACUGGCUUCCUGGCGUCUAUAUUAAAUCGAAGUAUUGAAAGAAAUGCUGAGGGUAAGCAGUGUAAAUAUGAUGUCAUUUGCAAACUUAUUGAUAGUGCGGAUCCUAUCAUUUCGCCGGAAGAUAUGAUCAGGCUAAAAAUGUACCGUCGUGAGGGAGCAUUUUAUGUUGAGAGAAAUCCGCAGGUCGAUAUGGAAAAUGAUUAAUUUCAAAAAUUGCAUUUUUUUUUAUUCUUCUAAGCAGGAUUACAAUGUGAUGAGUGGUAGCUUUAUGCUUCUUAUUUUUUGCUGUUAUUCUUCGUUGUAAAUUGCUACAAGUUUUUGUUGCAAGAAUAUUUUUAAACGUAUUCUAAUUAAUUUUAGUUUCGUUUCUACCUGUUGAUUGUGCUGAAUGUUGUAUUUAUCAAACUUUAUAGUAUUCCAAUAAUUCCUUUUUUUCUAUGAAGUGAUGCUCAACAAUAAUAAUUAUUUAUUUUCUAUAUUUAAACGACUUUAAAGUUUAUUGAAAUUUGCAC